AUGUUGUCGGCCGUGUGCAAGGCGGGCCGCGCUCCUGCCGUCCUCCGUCAUGGUCGCCGCAUCCCAGUCACGUCCUCUCAACUGAGGUCCCUGACCGCUGGCACCCAAAAUGGCCUCUUCCGCACACAAGCCGAGUCUACUAUCACCGCUCGGUUGAGCCAAAAACGCCUGUUCUCUGCUUCCAGGGCCCUCGCGAGUGCCGGCGCGGCGCAACCCGCUCCGGAUCCGAAGGCUUACCUCGCGAGCGGAGUGGUAAAACCCAAGGAGCACGUCGACGUCAAGAAGGUUCUCGUCAUUGGCAGCGGUGGUCUUGCCAUUGGCCAAGCCGGAGAGUUCGACUACUCAGGAUCGCAAGCCCUCAAGGCCCUCAAAGAGGCUGGCGUGGCCUCUGUGCUUAUCAACCCCAACAUCGCUACCAUCCAAACGAACCACACCCUCGCCGAUGAAGUGUACUACCUCCCCGUCACCCCCGAGUACGUCGAGUAUGUGAUCCAGAAGGAAAAGCCCGAUGGCAUCUUCCUCUCCUUCGGUGGCCAGACGGCCCUCAACCUCGGUGUCCAGAUGCAGAAGCUCGGCCUGUUCGAGAAAUACGGCGUCCGGGUCCUCGGUACCAGCGUCAGGACACUAGAACUCAGCGAGGACAGAGACCUGUUCGCAAAGGCCCUUGACGAGAUCAACAUCCCUAUCGCCAAGUCCAUUGCCGUCAACACGGUCGACGAGGCUCUCGAGGCCGCUAACAAGAUCGGCUAUCCCAUCAUCGUCCGCGCUGCCUAUGCGCUCGGCGGUUUGGGCUCCGGCUUCGCGAACAACGAGGAGGAGCUGCGCAACAUGGCUGCCCGGUCGCUUACUCUCUCACCCCAGAUCUUGGUCGAGAAGUCGCUCAAGGGCUGGAAGGAGGUCGAGUACGAGGUUGUCCGGGAUGCGAAUAACAACUGCAUCACAGUCUGCAACAUGGAGAACUUUGACCCGUUGGGUAUCCAUACGGGUGACUCCAUUGUCGUUGCGCCCAGUCAAACCCUGAGCGAUGAAGAGUACCACAUGCUGCGCUCCGCUGCCAUCAAGAUUGUCAGGCACUUGGGCGUCGUUGGCGAGUGCAACGUCCAGUAUGCCCUCCAGCCCGAUGGCCUCGACUACCGCGUCAUCGAGGUCAACGCCCGUCUUUCCCGCUCGUCCGCUCUGGCCUCCAAGGCUACCGGUUACCCCUUGGCAUACACCGCUGCCAAGAUUGGCCUGGGCCACACCCUUCCCGAGCUCCCCAACGCUGUCACCAAGACGACGACCGCCAACUUCGAGCCUUCGCUCGAUUACAUCGUCACCAAGAUUCCCAGAUGGGAUCUGUCCAAGUUCCAGCACGUGAAGCGGGACAUUGGCAGCGCCAUGAAGUCUGUGGGCGAGGUUAUGGCCAUCGGCCGUACCUUCGAGGAGUCUUUCCAGAAGGCCAUCCGGCAGGUUGACCCCAGGUUCGUCGGCUUCCAGGGCGAGAAGUUUGAGGAUCUCGACUACGAGCUCCAGAACCCCACCGACCGUCGCUGGUUGGCCGUCGGCCAGGCUAUGCUCCACGAGAACUACACUGUCGACCGCGUCCACGACCUCACCAAGAUUGACAAGUGGUUCUUGUACAAGCUGCAGAACAUCGUGGACUGCACCAAGGAGCUGCAGCAGGUUGGCAGCCUUCGCGGCCUCAAGAAGGAGCACAUCCUCAAGGCCAAGAAGAUGGGCUUUUCCGAUAAGCAGAUUGCUCAGGCCGUUAACAGCACCGAGGACGAGGUCCGCGCCCGCAGGUCUGAGUUCGGCAUCCGCCCUUGGGUCAAGAAGAUUGAUACGCUUGCGGCCGAGUUCCCUGCCGACACCAACUACCUCUACACCACUUACAACGCCUCGUCUCACGAUGUUACCUUCGAGGACAAGGGCACUGUCAUCUUGGGCAGCGGCGUCUACCGUAUCGGUAGCUCUGUCGAGUUUGACUGGUGUGCCGUCAGCGCCACCCUCGCCCUGCGGGAGAUGGGCGAGAAGACGGUUAUGAUUAACUACAACCCGGAGACCUAUUCCACUGAUUUCGAUACGGCGGAUAAACUCUAUUUCGAGGAGUUGAGCUAUGAGCGUGUUAUGGAUAUCUACGAGUUGGAGAACGCCAACGGUGUUGUGGUGUCUGUGGGCGGCCAGCUACCCCAGAACAUUGCCCUCCGUCUGCAGGAGGCAGGGGGCGCCAAGGUCCUCGGAACGGACCCUCGCAACAUUGACAAGGCCGAGGACAGGCAGAAGUUCUCCGAGAUUCUCGACAGCAUCGGUGUUGACCAGCCGGCGUGGAAGGAGCUCACCUCGGUCAAGGCCGCUGAGGAGUUUGCCGACCAGGUCAGCUACCCCGUUCUUGUCCGUCCCAGCUACGUGCUGUCUGGCGCUGCCAUGACUGUUAUUCGCAGCAAGGACGAGCUGAAGGACAAGCUGGAGGCGGCUUCCAACGUCUCGCCCGACCACCCCGUGGUUAUCAGCAAGUUCAUUGAGGGCGCCGAGGAAAUCGACCUCGACGGUGUCGCGUCCGAGGGCAACUUGAUCGUCCACGCCGUUAGUGAACACGUCGAGCAGGCCGGUGUCCACUCUGGCGAUGCCACCCUGGUUCUCCCGCCCGCGAAGCUGGACGAGUCCACGAUGCAGCGCGUCAAGGAGAUUGCUCAGAAGAUCGCCCAGGCUCUGCAGAUCACCGGACCGUUCAACAUGCAAAUUAUCAAGGUCGACGACCCUAACGGCGGUCUGCCGGCGUUGAAGGUUAUCGAGUGCAACCUGCGUGCUUCGCGCUCCUUCCCCUUCGUGAGCAAGGUUCUCGGUACCAACUUCAUCGACGUUGCCACCAAGGCUCUGGUCGGCAAGAACGUGCCUGAACCGACCGACCUGAUGGCCGUCAAGCGUGAUUACCUCGCGACCAAGGUGCCGCAGUUCUCGUGGACCCGUCUGGCCGGUGCCGAUCCCUUCCUCGGUGUCGAGAUGUCGUCGACUGGCGAGAUGGCUUGCUUCGGCAAGAACUUGGUCGAGGCCUACUGGUCUUCGCUGCAGUCAGCCAUGAACUUCCGUGUGCCCGAGCCUGGCGAGGGUAUCCUCUUUGGCGGCGAGCUGGGCAAGAGCUGGCUGACCACUGUUGUGGACUACCUCGCUCCUCUCGGCUACAAGCUGUACGCUGCCGACGCAGAGGUCAAGCAGUUCCUCGAGUCGACGAGCAAGCACAAGCUCAAUGUCGAGGUGAUUGAGUUCCCCAAGGAAGACAAGCGUGCCCUCCGUGAGGUGUUCAAGAAGUACGACAUCAAGGGCGUCUUCAACCUGGCCCAGGCCCGCGGCAAGACCAUCAUGGACGUCGACUACGUCAUGCGCCGCAACGCCGUCGACUUUGGCGUCCCGCUAUUCAUGGAGCCUCAGACUGCCAUGCUCUUCGCCCAGUGUAUGAGCGAGAAGCUCCCUCGCCCCGAGGGCAUCCCCUCCGAGGUGCGCAGGUGGUCCGAGUUCAUUGGCGGCAAGCCCCUGUAA
Chaetomium globosum CBS 148.51 is the source of this 3513-nucleotide messenger RNA. RefSeq lists its product as uncharacterized. Gene Ontology annotation, biological process: L-citrulline biosynthetic process; UTP biosynthetic process; 'de novo' pyrimidine nucleobase biosynthetic process. Gene Ontology annotation, cellular component: cytosol; cytoplasm. Lineage: Eukaryota; Fungi; Ascomycota; Sordariomycetes; Sordariales; Chaetomiaceae. The transcript is spliced from 4 exons. The record is from RefSeq and is a predicted model, not a curated record. Gene Ontology annotation, molecular function: ATP binding; metal ion binding; dihydroorotase activity. The coding region runs from base 1 to 3513 and encodes 1170 amino acids.